GAGGAAGUGAUUCAGAGGUUCAAUUUCAUACCAUUUGCUUGGUCAACUCCAUAAUGCUAAAGUCCUGUAUUAUGAUGGAGGAAACAUGUGAAGAUAUAGAUCAGAUGUUCAGCAACUUAUUGGGGGAAAUGGAUUUGCUGACACAGAGUUUAGGAGUGGAAACUUUCCCACCUCCAUCCCCCAAAACAUCUAAUGAUGAAUUUAAUUUUGCGGUUGGUUUUAAAGAUUUAAAUGAAUCUUUAAAUGCACUGGAAGAUACUGAUUUAGAUGCAUUAAUGGCUGAUCUUGUAGCAGACAUAAGUGAAGUAGAAAAAUCUACUUUCCCAGGAAAGAAGGAAGCCUCCAGCUACCCAAAACCCGCUAUGGAUCUUCCUCCAUUAAAUGCUACUGCUGUUGCUGAGAAUCAGCCAGGUUUUCCAAAGGCUACUAUCACACAGGUUGGAAAUAAUUUGCCACCUCCUUCUGCAAAAUUAGCCUUGGAUCUUCCGCCUCCACCCUUGCCUUCAGCCAUAGAUCCUGUACCACUCACUCAGGAAGAGAAAGAAGCACAAGCAAAAGCUGACAAGAUUAAACUUGCGCUGGAAAAAAUGAAGGAAGCUAAGGUUAAAAAGCUUGUUGUCAAGGUGCACAUGAAUGAUAACAGCACAAAGUCUCUGAUGGUGGAUGAGCGGCAAGUAGCACGUGAUAUUCUGGACAAUCUCUUUGAAAAAACCCACUGUGACUGCAAUUUGGACUGGUGCCUUUAUGAAAUAUACCCAGAGCUACAAAUUGAAAGAUUUUUUGAAGAUCAUGAAAAUGUGAUUGGUGUUUUAUCUGAUUGGACUCGGGACACAGCGAAUAAGAUCCUGUUCUUGGAGAAAAGUGAAAAGUAUGCUGUGUUUAAAAACCCUCAGAAUUUCUACUUGGCAAACAAAGAAAAAAAUGAAAACAAGGAAAUGAAUGAAAAAAGCAAAGAAGCUUUACUGGAGGAAAGCUUCUGUGGUACAUCUGUCAUUGUACCAGAAGUAGAAGGGGCCCUUUAUUUAAAAGAAGAUGGAAAGAAGUCCUGGAAAAGGCGAUAUUUCCUUCUACGAGCUUCUGGAAUUUAUUAUGUACCCAAAGGAAAGACUAAGACAUCUCGAGAUUUGGCUUGCUUCAUACAGUUUGAAAAUGUAAAUGUAUAUUAUGGUGUUCAGUACAAAGCAAAAUAUAAAGCACCUACGGACUACUGUUUUGUCUUAAAGCAUCCUCAGAUACAGAAGGAAUCACAAUACAUCAAAUACUUAUGCUGUGAUGAUCGGCAAGCUCUACAUCAUUGGGUAACUGGUAUAAGAAUUGCAAAGUACGGCAAAACAUUGUAUGAUAACUACAUCCGUGCAGUGCAGAAGGCUGGCUUAGCUUCCCGACUGGCAAAGCCAGGGAAUGCUGAAUCCAUAGCUGCUGCAGGAUCUUCUUCCAAAGGUAGUGCUCAUGCAAAUGGACAAGUCCCGCAAAGCAUAACCCCAACUAUAGCAGUCUCUUCAGAGAAUGGGAAACGUGCUGAGACACCAAAGGCUAAGAAACCAGACAGCAUCCCUGUUGCCAGUCAAGCACCGCCACCACUACUCACCCUGCCGCAGGUCAAACAGCGGAAACCUGGUGGCCUCUGUCCACCUCCUCCUCCCCAGAGACGAUCUUCUGCCAUCACUACUUCACUGAACUUACCCACUGAUAACCAGAAGGGCGGAACUGUUUACCCACCGGAUCCAGAAUUUCCACCACCUCCUGAUUUAACCCCGUCACUCUCGGAACUGGAUGAUUUGCCGCCGCCACCACCGCCUCCUCCACCAGAAUAUUAUGAAGCUCCCCCUGAUUUUAUUCCACCCCCUCCGCCUUCUUCUGCUGCUGAAACUGCAAAUGCAGAACUGCUGCCUCCUCCACCACUGCCUCCUCCCCCAGUCUCUGCUCCCAGUAUGCCUCCACCAAUCAGAAAGAAGCCUCUGCCUCCGCCUAGAAGGCAGGAAGAAAGUGAUGGGCAGGAUGGAGGGCCAAGGCAAGGGGGGCCACCCCCAAGAGGAGAUGCAUCUGCCCAAGGCGAUUUAAUGUCUGAUCUAAUGAGAGCAUUGCAGAAGAAAAGGGGUGACACAUCAUGAAGCAAGGAGCUUAUGUAUCAGGGUGUGGUUUUAAUUGUGACUAGACCACAGAGGGGGUGCUUCCCUGGUGGUCUAAGGGCAUACAUGCUAGUAGUAGUAACUCCAACACAUGCUGAACGUGAGAUGGGUCCCUUUCUCAAGGACUUGUAGAAAUAUUGGCUUUUCAGAACACAAGUAGAAGCAGUGCAAGUCUCCCAGUGAAAAGGAGGUUUUAACAGACUAGCUAUGUUUUGGUCAGCAAAAAUUAAUAAAAAUUAUUAAUUAGAUUAAUUUAUUGCAUCUAGGGCUGAGGCACACUGCAAAAAACAUAAGCUAGAAAUCUGGAAUGCCACAUUAUAGUUUCCUUUACAGCUCCUAAAUUCACUUUUCGACUGGCUGGGAAACAUUAUUCAAGUGUCAACCUGUCCUUUUGCUUUCUGUACUUUGGAUAAAAAGUCAGAAAAGUCACUGAAGACUUCAUUAUGCACAAGCUGCCCUGGCCACAGCAUGCUACACCUGUGAACUUCAGUCAUUUUGAAACUAAGAACUCACAAUGAGAAUAGAUGUUUUCAGUGAGAAUAUCUGCAGACUACAUAUGUGGUUACUUCUCUGGCACCUAGAAAUGCAUAGUUUUAAAGGUUCUGUAGGUUUUUGAAUAAUUUAAGUAAUGUUUUUCAUUUACUGCUCCUCUUUUAUCAUUUAUGGUGCACCUGAAAUCUCCUGUUUGUGUCGAUGCUACUCACUGCCACUUUGUGAAUAAAAUCUCCUCUUGUGUGUCUCCUCA
Pogona vitticeps (central bearded dragon) is the source of this 2874-nucleotide messenger RNA. NCBI's taxonomy places the organism in Eukaryota, Metazoa, Chordata, Lepidosauria, Squamata, Agamidae. The record is from RefSeq and is a predicted model, not a curated record.